AUGGAUUUUGAAGAGCAAUUGGAAAAGGCUGAAAGACUCCCUACACCUUCAUUGGUGGGAUCAUCUAUCAGAUCAGCAGAUGAUUCGGCACAUAAUAAUUAUAUUCAUCCAGAAAAAUCCAAGGGGAGAAAGAAAGAAAAAUCACAGGGACACGGUAUAUCGAAUCAAUCAAUUGCUGCUUCGUUGGACGAUUUGAUGAGAGAAGGAGCAUUAUUAGGUUCAGAGGAAGACUUUGAGGAGGUUUUAGACGACUCAGGAAAUAUCAAAGAGGAUGCUAAAUAUGCUGGGGAAGAUGACCAGGCAACGAAAAAAUCACAUCUCAGUACGCUUGCAGCACAAGCAAACGAUGACGGUGAAUCUGGUGAUGUUUCUGCAGGUAGAGACGAUACAUCUGGAAAAUCUGUGGAUGAAAAGACAGAAAACGGUGAUGAGAACACAGCUUCGACUAACGACAAAAAUAUUGCUUCUAUUGAUAAAGUAGACAAGGAAACCAAAUCAAAAGAACAGAACGAGGAACAAGUGUCUGAAGGUUCUUCUUCUAAGGUUACACCUGGACCGGAGAAAAAAUCAGGAGUUUCUUUCUACAGCCAGGAAGACUAUUCAACCCCAAACUUGUCCGAAUAUCAAUUAGACCAUCAAAUCAGUGAACAUAAGGAUUUAUUGACUAAUAUUCAAUCUUAUGACCCACACCGUUUACCAAGUUCGCAAUCAGAUUACGUUCACAAGGAUGAUGAUUCAUAUUUCAAGAGACCAGUUUCUCCAUCUAAAAGAACUCCCACUUCAGCGGUAAAUCGGUUUAACGAUGAUGUGACUAUCGCUGCUGGUGCAACAGAUGGGUUGCAUACACCGUAUUUCCAAAGGGAUUCAAGAUCUCAGUCUAGGUCUGGUGCGAGUCGCCAGGAUAGAUCAAGAUCUAGGUCGGCUGUUGCUCCACAUUUAGCUAGAGGUGAUUCAUAUAAGAAUACAAAUAUGAAAGACCCUUCUUCAUAUGAGUUGCCUCCGGACUUGGCAGCAUCUGAAAUAAAAAGUGAAGAUGAAGAGGAAGAUGAAACACAAGAUAGGAGAUCAAGACAAUCUAAACCAACUAUGGGUGAAUCUAUCGCUGCAGCCGAAGCCUCUAAGGAAUUACUUAGCAAGUCACUGGCUGGUGCUGCCGUCAAUAUGCAGAGAGAUGCGUCAUUGGUUACUACAGGAGAUUAUACUAAUUUCGAUGUUGACAAGCCGGAACCGCAAGUUCAAGAUUCGUCUAAUUUAUAUUCUAUGAGAUCUGCUUCAUCAACGAAUUACUUGAGAUCUAUUUCGAGAUCAAGGUCUAGACAACCUGAUAAGGAUUUAAGGGCCUCGAAUUUAUAUAAUGAAAAGAAUGAUGCUGAUCCUGAGGAGUUGUUCAAAGGGGGUGCUUUGAUUAAUGAAGAUCCAUAUUCUACGAUAGGAGGAUUAGAUACUAUGGUAGAGGAGGUGCUACACCCUAGUGCUGAAAACCCUGAAGUGAGCAAGAAUGAACCGGAGCUUAAAGACAAAUCAGCUAUUAAACAGAGUGGAACCAAAAACAAUGAUGACAAAGAGAAGCCGCUGACUAGCGAGGAGGAGUCUAAACCUACUUCCAAACCUUUGGAUGCUUUAAUAAAAGAUACCGAAGAUAUAAAGAAUAAAGGUGAAGCUACAAAUGAAUUGUCUUCAACUACGAAGGGAAAAUCAAAAGCUGGCAAAAAUGAUAACCAAACGGAAAAGAGUGAUAAAGAAGGAGCUGAUGAUGUUGAUCUCAAAGCGGUUGAGCAAAUUGAAUCAAGUUUAGAAUCCAAAGACCCAAUUCUUGACAAAGCGCAAUCUCUUCACUCAGAUGACAUACAUGGUGAUUCAUCGGAGGCCAACACCAAACUUGCAGAUUCAAUUAUUACUGAAGAUAGAGAAAAUAAGGUUGACGUUAAAAGUGACGAAGAUAAUCUUGAUAAUGCUGCGAUUGAUCAAAUUGAAUCAAGAAUCGAUUCAAAAAAUGAUAUUGUUGAACAAGCCGAGUCGCUUACCGCUCAAGAUAUCCACGCUAAAGAUAAAGCUGAUGAAACCAGUGAUAAUUCUAAGGCUGAUGAUAAGAAGGAGACUAAGAAUAAUAAUGUACAGAGUGUCAAUACUGUUGGAAUUGAAAAGAUUGAAUCAAGCAUUGACUCUAAAUAUCCAGUUGGCGAAGAAACAGUAAAGGUCAAAUCUAAGGGUAUCAACGUGGACUUAGAAGGUAAUGAAGAUAAGUUACUGAAUGAAGGCGAAAUAAAAAAAAAUGAUGCUACGAAAUAUGUGAAAGGUGCCAAUUCAGCAAAAUCAGACCAGUCAAAUGAUUCCAAUGAUAAAAUUGACUCGGAAAAUAUAAUAUCAAAGUCUGAAAAUGCUGCUAAGUCUACCGAUUUGACUGGUUCCACCAGCGCUACCGAAGCCUCGCUGAAAGACAAGGAUACCAAAGAAACAGUAGAAAAAGAAGCUUCAAAAGUUAAUUCUGCAGAACAUACAAAGGAGGAGGAAGUAAACGUCGUGGAUGAUAAAGCUGUUGAACAAAUUGAAUCUAGUACCGAUUCCAGUGAUGUCACUGAAAAGGCAAAGUCCCUUACGGCAGACGACAUUGUAGCGGAAUCGACUUCUAAAUCUAAAUCUGUUGUUCAAGAUAAAGCAAUUGAAAACGAAGACAAGAAGGACGUGGAUGAUAAAGCCGUUGAGAGAAUUGAAUCCAGUGCUGAUUCUAACGACGAAGUUUCUGAGAAAGCAAAGUCACUCACUGCUGAUGAAAUUGUGACCGACCCAAUUGCUCAAACUAAAUCAGUUGCAGUAGAUGAAGAAAAAGAAAAAGUAAGUAAGAAAGAUUUGGAUGAUAAAGCUGUUGAAAAAAUUGAAUCCAGUACCGAUUCCAGUGGUGUCACUGAAAAGGCAAAGUCACUUACUGCUAGUGAUCUUUUGACUGAUUCUUCUUCUAAGGCCGUUUCCAAAGAUCUUGCUGAAAAGAAAGACAAAGAAACUGAACUGGCUGUGAUUAAAGACUCGGGACUGAAAGAAGAAGGUCCGGUCGCAUCAAAAGAUAUGCCAACUGGUUCCACUAAAGCAACUGCCGUAGAUGAUGAUUUGAGUGACAUCGAUGUCUCUCCCGAAGAGUUACGCAAGCAUUUAGAAUCGCAACCUGUCUAUAUUUAUACGUCAUUAGCCGGUGGUAUGCAAGUUAUGACAAGAACCAAUAGGCUAACUACAAUCUUAACUGCUAAUGGUAUCAAGUUUGAAUAUCGUGAUUUAGGUACCGAUGAAGAGGCCAAAAAGAUUUGGAGGAGACAAGCCAAUGGCAAGACAUUGCCUGGUGUUAUUAGAGGGGAUGAUUAUAUUGGUAAUUGGCAAGAAGUUGAUGAAGCAAACGAAGAAUAUAGACUCAGAGAAAUUCUUUAUGAAACCUUAUAA
Debaryomyces fabryi is the source of this 3426-nucleotide messenger RNA. RefSeq lists its product as uncharacterized. The record is from RefSeq and is a predicted model, not a curated record. The transcript has a single exon. Bases 1 to 3426 code for a protein of 1141 amino acids. Lineage: Eukaryota; Fungi; Ascomycota; Pichiomycetes; Serinales; Debaryomycetaceae.